Messenger RNA from Python bivittatus (Burmese python), 4959 nucleotides. The record is from RefSeq and is a predicted model, not a curated record. Lineage: Eukaryota; Metazoa; Chordata; Lepidosauria; Squamata; Pythonidae.
CGGGCUGGAGCUGCUUUGCUGGCUCCUCUCGCAGCCCCUCCUUGCGGCUCGGAGUCUCCACCUCCCCGGAGCGUUGGUGACCCGCCUGCUUUUUCCCCUUCCUCUCUUCUCUGCUAGCGAUCUUCGGUCGGGAAAGCUUCCUGCCUGGCGACUCGGUCUAACUUCAGCCUCGGCUUUCGGCGCGUGAUCUGGCGGAGGGCUUUGGCUUUGGCUUUGGCUUGGCCGCCGGCUGCAGCCGCGCUUUGAGAAACCGGAAAACUCCGGUUUCUUGGUUACUCCAUAUCCUGGCAAAGAUGAGAGAGUCCCAAUCUCUAGCGCCCCAAGCAUGAGCGUCUCAGAAUAUUCAAUGAGGCAGUUGCCUGCAACUUUAAUCAAUGCUUCCCAUAUUUUGGAUGACUGGAAUAACAUGGCAGAAACACCUGCUGAUGCUUCUCCCCUCCUGAAGACUGGAGUGCUGAACAACGCCAACAACAAUGCCUCCUCGGUGGCCUGGAGAGGCCUAAGGAGUCCUUCCCUUUCUUCUGCUGCCUCUCAUUCCAAACUAAGCUAUCUGGAGUGUGUUGUCUUGGAGAUUGUGGAAUCAGAACGCAUGUAUGUGCAGGAUUUACGAAGCAUCAUAGAGAAUUACUUGGGGAAGAUCAUAGACACUCAGGAGCUGUUGUUGCGGCCAGAACAAGUCAGCGCACUCUUUGGGAACAUUGAAGACAUCUAUGAGCUGAAUAGUGAACUACUGCAGGACCUGGAUAGUUGCCACAAUGACCCCGUUGCUGUGGCACAGUGUUUUGUGCACAGGAGCCAAGACUUUAACAUCUAUACUCAGUACUGCAAUAACUAUCCAAACUCCGUGGCAGCUCUGACUGAAUGUAUGAGGAACAAACAAUUGGCCAAAUUCUUUCGUGAGAGGCAGGAGCAAAUCAGGCACUCCUUGCCCCUUGGCUCCUAUCUUCUCAAGCCAGUCCAGCGCAUUCUCAAAUAUCACCUACUCCUCCAGGAGAUAGCAAAGCACUUUGACAGAGAAGGAGACGGCUAUGAAGUGGUGGAAGAGGCAAUUGCCACCAUGACCUGUGUGGCUUGGUACAUCAAUGACAUGAAGCGGAAGCAUGAGCAUGCCGUGCGGCUGCAGGAAAUCCAGUCAUUACUUAUUAAUUGGAAGGGCCCAGACCUGACAACUUAUGGUGAGCUGGUCCUAGAAGGCACAUUCCGUGUACAUCGUGUCAGGAAUGAGAGAACGUUCUUCCUUUUGGACAGAAUCUUGCUGAUAACAAAGAAACGGGGUGAUCACUACAUAUACAAAAGCCACAUUCCAUGUUCCUCUCUGAUGCUGAUUGAGAGCACGCGGGACUCACUUUGCUUCACUAUCACCCACUACAAGCACAGCAAGCAGCAGUAUAACAUUCAGGCCAAAUCAGUGGAGGAGAAGCGGGUUUGGACUCACCAUCUCAAGCGCCUGAUCUUAGAAAAUCACCAUGCCAUAAUUCCUCAGAAAGCCAAAGAAGCCAUCUUGGAAAUGGACUCAUUCUAUCCUCCUCACUUCAAAUACAGUCCUGAGCGCUUGAAGAAGUCUUUAUCAUGUCAACAGUCUGAAGACAUUCUUCAACGGAAUCGGUCAGGACGCCGACAAUCAGAACCUUACUAUGGCAGAAACAGUGCUGAGAAGCUCUGGGAUGGUCUCCAUAGCUCUACAGCUGCAGCAGGUCUUAAAGGUCGCAGAAAAUCGGAGCCAACAAAACAGAUCCUCAAGCAACUGAGUGACAAAGUAGGACUAAAGCAUGCAGAUAGUGAUGGAGCCCUUCUGGAGUUCGGGGAACCCCCACAGAUCCCCAAGAGCUUACCCCAAGAGGAGGAUCGGCAGACCCUUCCUCAGGAAUCUCCAGAAGAAAUGGCUGAAAGUGAUGGCAGUGAGAAGGAGACAGGGCCUGAGGAAGAGAAUGAUGCUGAGGAAGAAGAGGAAGAGGAAGAAGAGGAGGAGGAGGAGGAGGAAGAGGAGGAGAGGCUGGUAGGAAUGGAGCAGGUGUCAGACUUUGCAAGCUCCUUGAUGGCAGUCCUCCAUUGCUGGCACUAUCGGGCCAACACUUUGCUUUUCUCCUGGGGCAGCACGGGCAAGGGCCACAAGACACAGGAAGGACCCAAAGAAGACCACUCUUCCAGCAUCAGAGAGAGAAACAGGAUUGUGGAGACUGUAUCAUCUGUGCCAAAGGUUCGAUCACCCAUUGAACUUGACAAGAUGUUAGACAUUUCUUCUCAUACAGAAGUGCAUCUGGAAGAGAAUCCUCUGCAACCAGAUCUAGAUCACCAUGGGCUCCUGGACCAAGUUUCAGAUAGUUUGGAGUCUGCUGAAAAUGUAGAAGAGCUGAAGCCACUGAGCAGUGAAGAGGAAGAGGAAGAGGAUGGUCAUGCACCCCAGUCCAGCAGCAUCCUCCCUUUUUCUGUGCUAGAUCAGGCCAGUAUCAUUGCGGAGCGCUUUGCCAGCAGCCUGUCCCGUCGCAACAGCUUGGUUCACGAGGAAGGGAAGGGCUACCUCACACCAAAGAUGGCCAGCCGGAGCAGCAGCAUUCUGAGCUUGGAUGGGGGUGAAAAGGCUGUAUGUUGCAACAGUGGCACUACUGUGGACUCCCAGAGUUGCAGCCUCCUGCAAGAGUCCUCUGCUGAACCUGUCAAUGCUUGCAGCAGUGCAGUGCGGUCUGGUCUGGUUGAGCCCGACCAUACUUCUUGUCGACGGAAGGAGUCAAUGCUGUCCCAGCAGGACCGGCUGCUGCUGGACAAGAUCAAGAGUUACUAUGAUUAUGCUGAGCAUCAGGAUGCUAACUUCAGUGUCAGGCGGAGAGAGAGCCUGUCUUUCAUCCCCAAAGGGCUGGUGAGAAAUUCUGUUUUCCGGAUAAAUAGUCUUCCCCAGUCAGAGCCUGGCCUGGAGGUGCUGAAGAGGAAUAGACUGGGUCCUUUGGACAGUAGUGUAGCAGGACGGACAGGAUCCUUGGUGCUUUCAAAUAGGCCUCCUGUUGCACUCCACUCUCCCCAUUUGGAGACAGCCAGUGAGGAACAUCCAGUGCCUAUCACUGAAGCAGAGUUCAGGUCACCUAGUGAGAUGAUUAAAGUCUGGGAGGAGAUGGAGCAACCAAGGAGCAAUCACUGGAGCAGGAGGACUGAAGACUGUAGGGGGCACAAAGCAAACGGAGGCAUUUCCCUCUGCCAGACUGAGUCUUAUUUGAAAGACAGACUCAGAAAUCAGGAGAAUGGCUUUGACCUUCAUGAACCACUUCUUAUCCUGGAGGAUGAGGAUCUUGGGGACAUAGUAGAGGAGGAGCUAGUGGUGCCCUCUCCUGACAACAAGUCCCCUGUGGAGCAGACUAUGCCAUCCAGAUUACCCUGGAAGGUAGCACAGGAAUUAGGGAGUUGUGAUCAAGGUCAGAGUUUCCCUCAGAUGCACCCUCAUAUAAUGCAGCUGGCUCAACUAACCGAGGCUGAGUUGACAGAGAAGGUGAAGAACAAAGUCUACCAGCUGGCCCGCCAAUACAGCCUUCGAAUCAAGAGCCAAAAACCAACAAUGCCCAGGCGACUUGCUGAAGUGGAGGAGGAGAUGAAGAGAAAUACCUUGACUGCCCAACAGGGAGCGGUUAAGAGAGACAAAGGCCAAAAGAAGUCUACUUUGUGUCUCCCCAACUAUGAACAAAUUGUGCUUCAGGAGGCUAGUUCGCUGGGACUGCUUUCCUCUUCCUCAACAUGUCAGAAGUCACCCAAGCGCUUCUCUUUCAGCUCUAGCUCCAUCAGCCCCCAACUAUCCUCCCCCACCAGCACCUGCACCCUCUCCAACAGUCCUCUCAGCCCCAUCAUGACUGAGAAAUUCAACUGGCCUGAUGUGCGGGAGUUGAGGUCCAGGUAUUCCUGUCAGGUGGCGCUUGAGAAGUGCAGACCCCCACUAGUCAACAGAAGUUGCUCAGCACCUGAGAAAAUGGUAGAUGAUGGUCAGAUGCAGGUAGGAUUCCAGUGCUCAAAGGGACUUGCAAAAACAGAUGUAAAAAGCCAGCAAUGGGAGAAGCAGAGCUGCAGGAGAAAGGCCUCUCUUGAUUCCAUCCCCCAGGAACUUGUUUGUGACACUCAAAAGGAAUUGUGUGUCACAGCAGAGGCCUCUUUGGAGAGCAACCAACAUGUGAUUGUCAUGGAGAAGUUGCCCAAGGGGACUAAUAAAGCUGAUGAAAGAGAUUCACUCCCUUCAGCCCAAGAGAAGCUUUCUCUCAAAGCAUUGGUGGAGCGGUACAAGUCUUAUCAGGACUCAGAAGAAUGUCACAGGCAUGAUGAUGAUGAUGUUCAGGAAGUGUGGUGGGAGAAAACAGCUGGCAGCCAGCACAACCUAGUAAAAAACCUAAGGGAGAAAUUUCAGACCCUUAAUUCUACCAGCUGAACAUCUGCAUUUCUUACUCCCAUGCCUUAGGUUUUCAUAUCUCUGUCUCUCCUUUGUGGAUUACCAUUCAGAAUUCUCUUUGCCUGUUGUUCCUCAUCAUGCAUGAAAUUUCUGGGAGGUUGCAACUGCCUUCAAGAAGCUGAGAAGUUUUUUUUUUUAAAUGCUCUCUUUAAACAUCCGUGAACUUGAACCUGGAUCUGACUUGCUGCUGACACUCCACCUGGCAGCAUUAUUGGGCAGAAUUCUUAAUACAUCUAGAAAAAUCAGGGAGUUUCCAGUCAGAGCAGAAACAAUACGGAUCGAUCUCCCUUUGGGCAUGUUCCUCCCUUCAGGAACAGGCAUAUUUGGGAAUUCUUGCUUUGUCAAGCCAGAGCAAGAUGAACAUUGCUCAGUCUCUUAGGAAAAUAAGUUAUUGUUCUAAGUCCUUGUUUUUAAAAGAAUGUAAUUUUACUAUGGCUUUGGUUGAUUCCAGGCCUCCCAGCUUGAGAAUAGGCAACCUAAUACUAUUUGUGUACAUAUCUGAAUCUGUAUGCACUGUGCAAUAACCACUUUUGACCAGCGAA